AAAUUCUUUUAUUUCAAAAAUUGGGAAAUUUUACCUCAAAAACUUUUCUGUCAGAAAUUUAAUUCGCUGAGAAAUGCGUUGCAUUAUUCUCAUUUAGUUUCCUUUUCAUAAAAAACUUCAUGUCUGAUGUGAACGAAGAAUCCUUUCUCAAAGGAAGUAGUAAUGACAGAGGUCGUCAUCCAUUACAGAGAAGAAAGUCUGAUUCAAAUCUACUUGAUAUCAAUACCAAAAAAGUUGAUACCCCACAGCAAAGAGCACACUCGCCAUAUACCCGGAAAAGUAGUACUCAGUACUUUCAACUGAAUAAAUCCAUAUCUGUCACUAUGGCUGAGAGACAGUUGUCUAAACAGGCAGCUGCUAUCGAUAAGGAUAAAAACAACGGUAGUAUCAAUUCUCAAGAAGAUACAUUUUAUCGCGCAUUGGAAAUAAAGUUUCACCAUUCAGUUGGCAGCAUGAGUAUAAGCCCUGCGUGUCGUGAUGUUGUUCUAGCUGGACGACAAGGCUUAGUUAUAAUUGACUUGGAAGAUCCAUGGCUGAUUCCUAGAAUCUUACCACAUAUGUCAAAAUGGGAGGUUGCUGACGUUCAGUGGAGUCCUCAUAUCCUCAGAGAAUCAUGGAUUGCCUCAACAUCAAAUCAAAAAUUACUUGUUUGGAACUUAAACUAUUCUGGUACAAGAGCUAUUGAACACGUCUUCCAUGCCCAUGCAAGAGCAAUCUCAGAUAUAAAUUGGUCCCCACUUCACCCUGACAUUUUAGCAACCUGCUCGGUUGAUACAUAUGUUCAUUUAUGGGAUUUACGGGAGCCACAAAUAAACUCCCAAGAUCAAAAUGAUGAUAGGCAAAUGAGGCCAACUUUCUCCUUUACUCCAUGGAAUGCGGCUGCAACACAAGUUAAGUUCAACAGGAGAAGUGAACAUUUGAUAGCAUCUGCUCAUGAUAAAGAAGUGAAGAUUUGGGAUUUACGAAAAGGUGCUGUACCAGUCACAAGUAUAACAGCACAUUCAAAGAAGAUUUAUGGAAUUGAUUGGAGUAGGCAAAACGAUCAUGAUAUUGUUACAUGUAGUUUAGAUAAGCUAGUCAAGUUCUGGAAUAUUCAUUCACCAGAUAUUGAGGAAGAAGUUAUAAGCACAAACACACCAAUCUGGCGAGCAAGAAAUACCCCUUUUGGAAAUGGUGUCCUAAUUAUGCCUCAGAGAACUGAUUCUAAGCUCACAUUAUACAAUCGAUCAUGUCCAGAAACGCCUGUGCAUGCAUUUGACGGACAUAAAGAUACGGUGAAAGAGUUUGUAUGGAGAUGGAAAGGCGACAGUGACGGGGUGGAAGGCGAUGAUCGGGAAUUUCAGUUGGUAACGUGGUCGAAAGAUCAAAAUUUGCGUCUAUGGCCUGUAUCCGAGGACAUUAUGCGAUCCAUGGGACAUAAACCCUCUGCUUCUAAGACAAAGCUGUCAAUGCCUGCUGUAGCUUUCCAAAAGAACAGCAAUUACUGUUCUCAUUCGUUCCAGCAGGAACCCAUGGAGAAAUCGUCAAACGAGUACUAUCGUUCAUCCUUCCAGUCCACUACACCUGUUCGGUUAACACCGAACAGUAAUUUGGGCGCUUACAGAUCAAGUAUACCCAAUACUAAUUUUACUGCUGGCUUCGAACAAGCAAAUGCUGCUUAUCGUGAACAAAAAUAUUCUGCAAUUAACCCUUUGCUUUGGAUGCAAAAUGUGAAGACAUUAGGACCACCUCCGGGUACGGAUAACACAAACAAUAUUAGUACACGGCUGGAUGCCAAUGGUGAGAUCAUUAGAGCGACAGAGAAUACUUAUCAGUCUGUUGCAGAGGAAAUGUCCACCGUCCUCAAUAAAUAUCUCCCUGUGGGCGUUAAAACAGAGAAAAUCAAUGCUGCAUCUCGCACUUGUACAAUAUCUUUACAUGGCCCAUGGUCAGAUACAGGAGAUGCUCUCAUACGAAUCACCAUCAAGUUCAGCCCGCAAUAUCCUGAUAAUAGUCCGCCAGAAUUUGAUAUUCAGAAAAAUAGUAUGAUAUCUAUCUAUUAUCGCGCGCAUAUGACAAGAGAUUUAAAUGCUUUAGCAAACAGUUAUACAUCACAGAAAAAAUGGUGUUUGGAACCUUGUCUUCGGUAUCUUUUGGGAGAAAGUAUGCAAGAAGAAUCGGAAUUAGACAAUCCCAAUUCAUCCUUUGAUUCGGCUGGCCCUCAUGGUAUUUUGGGAAGUCCGGGUUAUUAUAAAGGUGGUGCUGUUUCUUUGGAUGCUGACGAUUCAGAUGAUGAGCUGGGCCCCGGGUGGAGCAUUCGGGACACUUAUCAUUUCGGAAAACGUGAAAGUAUGACAAGCGAAAAGGGUAUUAUGAUGGAUAUGUCAGCCAAACAAAGCUCAGAUGCUAAGGUCCCUUUUCCUCGUCUCUGCGGUGGCAUCUUCUCGGGCAGCGGACAAUUGGUUUGUUUCUUCUCUACUUUACGAGUGCGCGACAGAAAUAAGAAUAACCGAGUCAAAGAGUCUGUUGGUGAUUUAUCAGUAACUAAAUCAACAGUUCAACAGCAGCAACAGCAGGAUAAUAGCGGGCAGUCGCAUCAAAGUGAUCACAGCAACGGGGAAUACUUUGAAACAACAUAUAGUGAUUUUUAUAGGCAUCCAAAAACCUACGAGCAGUUUGAAGAGUAUAAGGAGAUUGCAGCGAUGUCUCGUCAAGGAAAAAAUGCAAACGUGCUUGUCGGCGGGUCUGGCAGAGUCUUUGGGGAAUAUGAAUACGACGAAGAUCACGAUGACAUGGAUGAUGCGCUCAGUACGGUUGGGUCCAUGGGCGGCGUAUAUUAUAAAACGGAUAAUAUCACUUUGGAUAGCCCCAUAGGCUCGGGAGAUGAUUUAUUGUAUCACGGUACCAAAACUGAUCGAAUUUCGCACAAUGUGGUUAUCGUAGAUUACUCGGACAAAAUGCCGUAUAGUCCAUGGCUUGCCAAAGAAUAUAUACUGUCUUCAGAAGACCCCGUUACCGCUUGUAUUCAUAAUGCUGAAGUUUGCAGGAAAUAUGGUAGGCUUGAUCUCUAUAAAGUCUGGUGUGUUGCUGUUGAAAUCCUUCGAGAAUGUGUGCCUUCUGAGCUGCCAGAUACAGAUCGUGUUAUCACGGAUGGCCGUCAAAUGUUACUUGACAACUUUAACUCGGAAACUAUAAUCAAUAACGAAAACUGGCAACGCGACCGAAAUUUGAUGGAAGUGAAGAAGAUGCUUUACAACAAUAAUUUUGUGCCUCAUCUACCACAACAAACUUUAAAACCUAUUAAGCCAUUGCAAAGAGUUAAAUGGGGCAUACAUCCAUUAGGGCAGAAACUAGUCAACGAAUUGUUACAGCACUUUGUUAGUAUGGGAGAUAUACAAACGGCUGCUAUGUUAUCGUGCACAUUUCAAGUGCAAUCUAACAAAAUUCCCACUGCCUUCUUCGGUCAAAAACCUUUUGUGCUAAAUGUCAAAACACCAGCUGAAGUAGCACCUGAAAUGGAUUAUUUCUCCUUACGUGCCUCUCAGCGAUGUGCAAAUGAUGGAUACCCUUAUCAACUUUUACGAGCCAAUUCAGGCCCUAAUACCAAUAAUGCAGAAAAAAUAGCUAUUACUCCUUUGAGUACCUCCUACGGUGCUACCAAAUCAAAUAGCCUUUUGUCCUACAUACAAGAAGCCAGACGUCCGUCUCCAAUUGAUAGAUCUCUGCUGGAUCCUCCUAUUCUGAACCCCACAAUGAGACGCAAUUCGCGCCUUACACGGAAAUGGACAAAAAGUCAUCCUAAAUUAACCAUACCGAGCAAUACAGCACCCGGGAUCCGUCUCAUGGCAAGUGAUAUGCUGGAAACCUCGCCAGCUUUAGCUUCACCCAUUAUUGUAACACCCAAUACACCGCUUUUCAACAAAGAGGGACGUAUAAUUGAAAAAGAACCCUCUGAAAUCAAAAUCGAAUUCACCAACAUGGAAUACUUUGAUAACGAGCGUUUUGUCGUAGAAAAAAGUGGUGCUAAUGGUGCAAUUGCUUAUGAUAGUAUUUCACUGAUGGACCCAGGGGGAAUGGCACAGCGUGAUGUCCUUUGUCUCAGGUAUGCAGAAAUGCUUUAUUGCUGGCAUUUAUUAGAACAGCGCGCCGAAGUCUUGCGAUUUUUAAAUUACCAACCCUUCCCGCUUGAGGAAAAAGAAGUGAGGUCAACUCAUAUACAAGUAUCGUGCUACUCCUGUGGUACGGAGCUAUCUUCGACUACUGGCAAUGUUGAUAACGAACGAUACUGUUGUUUGCAAUGCCGAAAAGUUCGUAAAUGGAUUCGUUGCUCGUUCUGUCAUAUUUUGGUUAAAGGGCUGGUAAAUUUUUGUAUACAUUGCGGACAUGGUGGACACAGCGAACACAUGGAACAAUGGUUUGUUACAAAUCGACAGGUGUACUGUAUGACGGGAUGCGGGUGUAAGUGUGCUUUGGAGUCAUUAGAUUUGCAACGAUAAAAUAACGAUAAAAUCGUCGAAGAAGGCACCUAAGCUGUAUACGUUUUUCUUUUUAUUAUAUUUACAAAACGGUGUUAU
Messenger RNA from Mycotypha africana, 4553 nucleotides. RefSeq lists its product as uncharacterized. Gene Ontology annotation, molecular function: protein binding. NCBI's taxonomy places the organism in Eukaryota, Fungi, Mucoromycota, Mucoromycetes, Mucorales, Mycotyphaceae. The record is from RefSeq and is a predicted model, not a curated record. Bases 120 to 4475 code for a protein of 1451 amino acids. The transcript has 11 exons.